Molecule: messenger RNA, 459 nt
Organism: Hydatigera taeniaeformis
Lineage: Eukaryota; Metazoa; Platyhelminthes; Cestoda; Cyclophyllidea; Taeniidae
Source: the annotation of a GenBank genome assembly
AUGGGUACACAGGAGGAAUCAAAUGUUGCUAUCGAUGACAAUCCUAUUUUCGAGAUGUCAUAUGAGGAUAAGCUUACUUAUGCCGCUGUUAUUGCGAAACCUAUGGCCUCUGAAAAACUCACGAAACGCCUCGGAAAGUUAAUGAGGAAGGCAAAGAGCAAUGGCUUGCUCGCUUGCGGUGUAAAGGACUGUGUGAAGCAAAUCGUCAAAAAAAAAUCCGAAGGUAUUUUGGUGAUCGCUGGGGAUGUUAGUCCAAUCGACACAAUUUCUCAUCUUCCUCUCAUCUGCGAGGCUCGUAAUGUGCCCUAUUGUUACGUCCCCUCACGCUUCGAAAUUGGAUGUAGUAAUGCAACAACCGUAAAUUCUGUAUGUGUUUUUAUCAGAAAGGGUGAAGCUUAUGAGGCGCUGUUCGACAAGUGCUACAAGUGCGUUGACGACCUCCCCCUUCCUAUCCGUUAA